Messenger RNA from Stereum hirsutum FP-91666 SS1, 1302 nucleotides. RefSeq names its product Metallo-dependent hydrolase. The transcript has 11 exons. Gene Ontology annotation, biological process: N-acetylglucosamine catabolic process. Bases 1 to 1302 code for a protein of 433 amino acids. Lineage: Eukaryota; Fungi; Basidiomycota; Agaricomycetes; Russulales; Stereaceae. The record is from RefSeq and is a predicted model, not a curated record. Gene Ontology annotation, molecular function: N-acetylglucosamine-6-phosphate deacetylase activity.
AUGACUUCCCCCAACGGUCUCGUCUGCUUUACCAACUGUUUAAUCCCUCUUGAAGAUGGGAGUCUAGUCGAGAAGGACCUUUGGAUUGACGAGAGAAGAGGUGUCAUUCUGAAUGCACAGCAAACGUUCUUCGCCCGAAAGGAGCGGCCGGCGCGUAUUGUAGACCUUGGAGGCAACAUCAUCAGUCCUGGUUUCCUUGACAUACAGAUCAAUGGUGCCUACGGCUUCGAUUUUUCCGUAUACGAAGGCGACGAUGAGCUGUAUAGAAAAGGCCUCUUACACGUCUCUGAAAGCAUUGUAGAGACAGGAGUCACCUCCCUUAUCCCGACUAUUAUCACCCAAGAGAAAUCUCUCUAUCCCAAACUCCUCGAUCUUCUUCGUCCGAUUUCACCAGAGAAUGGUGCAAACCUUCUCGGGUGGCACGCCGAAGGUCCCUUCCUCCAACUUGCUAAGAAGGGCGCGCACGCCAGCCCAUUCCUUCGUUCCGCCCCCGAGCGUAUCGCCACCUUCGAAGAAGUCUACGGUGCUGCGAAUCUCGCACACAAGGAAGAUUGGCUCAUGAACCCCACAGAUGACGCGUCCACGGGUGUCCGCAUCAUUACAGCCGCUCCUGAAAUCGAGGGUGUGAUGGACACAGUGAAGGACUUGACGGAGCGUGGAAUUGUAUUCUCUAUUGGCCACAGUAUUGCCACUACGGAUAUCGCGACGUCUGCUGUCCGCCACGGUGCGAGGUUGAUCACCCAUCUCUUCAACGCCAUGCCUCAACUGCACCAUCGCGACCCAUCCAUCAUUGGUCUUAUCAGCGCUUCUCCUCACCUGGACCCGCCCAGCUUCACUCCUAUCACCACAAAUGUCGCGCCGUUCUAUGAGCUCAUUGUGGAUGGAAUACACUCGCACCCAAACUCCGUCAGAUUGGCAUACAACACCUACCCCGAGGGCUGUAUCCUUAUCACCGAUGCUAUGAAAAUUUUGGACCCCCAUCUCAAGGAUGGUGUUCAUGAAUGGCGCGACGGCAAACGCUUUGUCAAACAAGGUGUGAAGCUCUUCCUAGAAGGGACCGACACAUUAGCCGGAAGCGUUGUAACUCUCGACACCUGUGUGCGCAACUUCUCCCGCUUCACCGGCUGCUCAUUGGGCGAGGCUAUCAAGUGUGCCACCUACAAUCCUGCACGAUGCUUAGGCAUCGAGAAUAAGAAGGGUACGCUGCGUCCAGGUGCAGACGCAGAUCUGGUCGUCUUGGAUAGAAAGGGCAAUGUAUUGAGUACUUGGAUGAAGGGGAAGCAGGUGUGGGCUCACACCUAG